This is a messenger RNA of Humulus lupulus (European hop), 536 nucleotides long. RefSeq lists its product as uncharacterized. The transcript is spliced from 2 exons. The coding region runs from base 57 to 383 and encodes 108 amino acids. Lineage: Eukaryota; Viridiplantae; Streptophyta; Magnoliopsida; Rosales; Cannabaceae. The record is from RefSeq and is a predicted model, not a curated record.
UUUAGUGUUCCUUAUUAACUAAUUUGUUUUAAUUAUUAAGACAUAAAAUUAAUCAAAUGAAUAUGGAUAUGGAUACGGAGAUGAUUAAAGAAGAGAAAGAGAAGGAAGAUAAUAAUGGAGUGGGGGCGACCAUAUGGGACUGCGGUAGUCCUCUUUACGAUUCUUAUGAAUUGGCUUCUAUGGGUCAUCUUCUUCAGAAGCAUACCAUGUUGCCAUUUUUCUCAUCUUCAACUUCUAAUGGCCGCCGUCUGAUCAACAUGGCAGAUCAUCAAGAGAGAUUCAAAUUUGGAUCAGGAAGAAAGAUCAGUAAUUAUUACAACAAUAAGAAGAAAGUUGAGAAACCAAAAAUAUGUAAAGGCAAGAGGAAGCUGGACCAUCCUUGAGUUGGAGAGCUUAGGUGAUGACGUGUACAUAUGCAGCUGCUCGUCCACCACGGCCGAGGUUUAAAGUGGAACUAGGGUUGAACCCUGUUUUGCCGCUUAGAACGGCCUGUUGUAAAUAUUUUCUGUAAUAAACUUUGAAACUUUAUUUUCGGG